Molecule: messenger RNA, 366 nt
Organism: Funneliformis geosporum
Lineage: Eukaryota; Fungi; Glomeromycota; Glomeromycetes; Glomerales; Glomeraceae
Source: the annotation of a GenBank genome assembly
AUGAAAUCUUCCAUUUUCAUUGCAAUCAUCUUUGGCCUAUUUAUGCUCACGCUUAUUGAAGGUUAUACUGUAGUGAUACAGAACAAGGUAACGAAAGGCACGGAUACUAUGGUUGCUGCCACCUAUGGAGAUGAAGGUGGUAACUUUAAUUGGUGGCAUACGAACGAUGCAAUCGUCGAAAAUUUUGCAGAAGCUCACAGUGGUUAUAAUAUAACUAUUCCUGAUAAUGUAACAACAUAUUGGCUCGUUUUCGGAGUAGACUGGUCUACUGAACAAGAUAAAUGGCGUGGCCCAUUCACCAAUAAUGGAGAUCAAUGUUGGCACUUUCAUGGUACUUUAGAUGAUUGGAAAAUAUAUGGAUGUUAA